Molecule: messenger RNA, 733 nt
Organism: Zea mays
Lineage: Eukaryota; Viridiplantae; Streptophyta; Magnoliopsida; Poales; Poaceae
Product: RALFL33
Exons: 1
Coding region: 157-486 (109 amino acids)
Biological process (GO): calcium-mediated signaling
Cellular component (GO): plasmodesma
Source: RefSeq, marked validated
ACUAAAACUCGGAUAGAUCUCAGUGCAGUGCUUCCCUGUUCCCUCCAUCAAGAAACAGCAAAGAUCCAGUGCAGAGAGAGAGAGAAGCGCCAUGGCACUCUGAACAAGAAAAGAAAGAGCUAGAGAGAUCUCAGUCAGCCAGUCUCUCACAACACAAUGCCGGCAACCACCAAGCCGAUCUUGCUCCCAAGGGCGUGGGCAGCAGCGCCACUCCUCCUCCUGCUGCUGCUCGUCCUGCACGGGAGAGGAGGCCACUGCGUCGGCAUGGAGGCGGCGGAGCUGGAGAUGGACUCGGAGGCGCACCGGCGGCUGCUGUGGGAGGCGACCACGGGGCGGAGGUACAUCAGCUACGACGCCCUGCGGGGCGACGUGGUGCCGUGCUCCAGGACCGGGGUGCCCUACUACAACUGCCGGAUCUCGACCACCGCCAACCCCUACACCCGGGGCUGCGAGAGCAUCACCAGGUGCAGGGACGCGGAUCCCUAGGCUCUUGCUUUGCUUGCUCCGUCGCCUUGCAAAGGGAAGUGGGUGUGGGGCUGCUGCUCCUCGCUCCUUCGACGCUGCAGGGCGGUGUUGCUGCAAAUGCUUACUAAAUGAAGUGUAUUUUAUUCUGUCUUCUUCUUUUUUCUUUCUUCCUCUUUUUUUUUCUUGGUCGUCCUUCCUCCUUUGCCGGGAUAUUUAGUAAGUGUAGUAAUGAAGCACUAAUACUAAUGGAUGAAUCUCGUGUGCAAGA